CGCAAAGUUGGUCGCAUUCAAUCUUUGGUCCAGACCUUAUUGUUGUUGACGGCAACGGGUCAGCAAAACCGAUCAUCGUAACGUUGUUGUCGGCACCGCUGCGAUGCUUUUGUGAAUGUCCCACAACGUUUACUGUCGCCCGCCAACGCCCACGUCAACACAACACAUGCGCCCGUCUUAACAACCAGAUCCUCGCCCCCGACCAUUGACCACAGCAAACAUGGAGGAUCAAGUCGACUUCGAUAUCAAUGAGUCGCUGAAACUUUACCUCAGCGACGUGACUACCAUCACCACGCCGGAAGCGAGUCCAGAAUUGAUCGACUGCGAGAAUGACCCAGACAGCCUGACUCCGGCGCUGGUGGACAGUGUGUUGGAUUCAGUGAUAGAUGUUAUUACGGAGAAUCCAGAAGGAUUGUUCAGAAGCUCGACGUUCGAUACCUUACAGUUUCUGUUAAAAACCUCAUCCGCCCUAUCUACGCAAGCUCUGGCGAAGAUUCUUAAUCUGAUCGUUUCCGGACUAUCUACUACCGCGGACGUUGCAAAUCACGAUAUCGAAAAUGACGAACAAGAGACUCUACCGCAGCAUAAACGCCUGCUGGAAAUGUACGCAUUCCUUCUUCAGUGGUCCAUAUCGGCCGUCGAAGCCAAAGCACAGGAGAAGUCAAGUGCGGCACCAGCAAGAAGAGGUGGGAAAGGGGCAAAAUCAAAGUCGGCUGCCAAGGACAAUGCGUGGGAUUCUUCCAGUCAGAUCCAGAGUGCAAUGGAUGUUAUGUGUCGGGUGAUGAAGCUCAAGCUGAAUCGCAUCUUCCAGACAACGUCUGAUCGCGACACAUUCAUCAAUCUGUUUACAAGAUCCAUCUACCUGAUCAUGGAGAGUGAGGCCAGAGUCAAGAUUACAGCAGUCCGCAUGUUUUGCUUCAAAGUGCUUUGCGUCGCCGUGAAGCAUCAUGGCCACGCUCUCGGGGCACAGACCUCGAUCGUUCAGAACCUCACAUACUUUGAGCAUUUGUCAGAACCGAUGGCCGAGUUUCUCCAUAUCUUGUCAGAACAAUACGACUACCCUCAGCUAUCUGCCGAGAUCCUUAGAGAGUUGGCCGCAAAGGAAUUCAGUCAAAACGACAACAAGGGGCCAAAGUCGGUUUCCGCGUUUAUCAUCAAGCUUUCAGAGCUUGAACCUAGACUGGUGAUCAAGGAAAUGGGCCUCCUCGCCAAAUUCCUUGACAGCGAGGCACACACCUUACGAUGUGCAGUGAUUGAAGUCUGCGGAAACCUGCUUGCAGAUCUAAGCAGACAAGAGGAGAAAACCGAAACCACCAAGAUCCAGAUCAACGCUUUCUUCGACACCCUAGAACAGCGAUUUCUCGACACCGCACCAUUCUGCAGAGUACGGGCAAUGCAAGUUCUCACCAAAAUAUGCGAUCUGGAGCAGAAGUUUCCUAAGAGGAGACAGAAUGCUGCCGAACUUGCUAUGCAGAGUCUCCAGGACAAAAGCAGUAACGUUCGGCGGAAUGCUAUCAAGCUGCUGAGGAAGCUGGUUUCUUCGCACCCAUUCAGCUUAAUGCACGGUGGACAACUUUCACACAAGGAGUGGACAGAAAGACUCGAGGCGGUGGAAUCACAGUUGGACGCUCUAAAGCCUCCACCAGAUUCCCCCGGACUUGCUAAGACAGCUGCAGGCGAAGAGCAGGUUGACCAAGAACUUCUUGACGAUGCUACUCAGGCAGUCGAAGAGCCUAGGGAGUUGACUGAGGAAGAGAAGAUUGCUGCAGUAAAAAAGGCACAAGAAGAGGCCGCAACGUCUGAGGUCAUAGGGAAACUCCAACUGACCCGGAAAUAUUAUCUCGAGGCGCUCAGAUUCAUCGAGACCAUUCACGACGCCUCGGAAAUCGCAGUUCAGUUGUUGUCGUCACCUAACAAGACGGAGGUCAUCGAUGUGAUGGACUUCUUUGUCACGAUUGACGCGUUCAAGGUCGAGACGGCGCGGAAAGGUAUUCGUCGAAUGAUGCGGUUGAUCUGGACCAAAGGAAACAGUGAUGAGGGCAAAGGCGUCCAGAACCAUCUCAUCGACAACUACAAAAACCUCUUCUUUGAUGCUCCUGACAUGUUCAGCACCAACGAUGCCGCCAAUUUUGUCGCCAGAAAUAUGAUUAGCUUGACAUUCGGUGCAACGCCUGCAGAAUUGACCUCGCUGGAACAGCUGCUGAGCACCAUGUUCAAGGCGGGCCACAUUUCCGAGUUGGUGAUUGCCAAAUUGUGGCAGGUGUACGGCGUCAACAAGGAAAUCUCCAAGGCACAGAGGAGAGGCGCCAUCAUCGCACUCGGAAUGAUUGCUCUCGCAAGCCCGGAGGUUGUGGUGAAGGAAAUGGACACGAUGUUGAGAGUCGGCCUCGGCCAGCUGGGUCGAACAGAUUUCGUCCUCGCCAAGUUCACCUGCGUUGCUCUCCGACGAAUGAUACCAACUACAAAGAAGGUGCAAGAAAAGACUGCUUCUGCGGGUCUUUCGAAGAUGUCCAACAACCACGAGGUUCUGCGUAUGCUCGCGUCAAUCCUCCUGACCACCUCGGCAAGCAAAGACUGGUAUGGGAUGGCGGAACAGGCCAUCAGCGCCAUUUACGUUCUUUCAGAUCAUCCAGAUGUUCUAUGUUCCGAAGUGCUUCGACAGAAGACUCGCCUUGUCUUUCAGCAGACGAAAGACCUAUCGUCACUAUCGAGGACGCCUUCCCCAGAACCCGAUGCCAUGGACAUUGACGGGGAGGAGCAAGUCACAAACCCAGAGACGGAACCGCACGAGCCAGAACCUACAGAAUCCAAGCAGGAGAAGCCCUCGAUUGCCCUCUCACAGUUGUUGUUCGCUGUCGGCCACAUUGCCAUUAAGCAAAUCGUUCAUCUUGAGUUAUGUGAACUCGACUUCAAGCGACGGAAACAGGACCAAGAAAAGAAUAAGCCAGAGGCCAAUCCUUCUCCGGAGAAGUCAUCAGGUCCUACGGCAGGUCAGCGGAAGAGGACUGCCGCCGAAGAGGUCCUCGCAGAGAAGCAGAAAGAGGAAGAAAAGGACGAGCUCGACUUGAUCGGCGGCACAACCGAAGAUGAUUUCACCGAAGCCAUCGCCCAUAUUCGGGAACGUGAGUUACUCUACGGUCCGCAUUCGUUGCUUGCGAAUUUCGGGCCCCUGGUGACGGAGAUUUGCGCCAACAAUACAGCUUACAAGGAUCGAAACCUUCAGGCUCAGGCGACGUUGUGUCUCGCCAAACUGAUGUGCGUGAGCAGUGAGUAUUGCGAGAAGAACUUACCGCUCCUCAUCACCAUUCUGGAACGAUCCAUGGACCCCAUUGUGCGGUCCAACGCUGUGAUUGCGCUGGGCGACAUGGCGGUGUGCUUCAACCAUCUCAUUGACGAAAACACCGACUUCCUGUACCGCCGGCUGAAUGACGGCGACGAAAGUGUGAAACGAACCUGUCUGAUGACAUUGACAUUCCUCAUCUUGGCAGGACAGGUCAAGGUGAAAGGUCAAUUGGGUGAAAUGGCCAAGUGCCUGGAAGAUGGUGAUAAAAAGAUUGCCGAUCUGGCACGGAUGUUCUUCACCGAAUUGGCCACCAAGGACAAUGCUGUGUACAAUCAAUUCGUUGAUAUGUUCAGUGUUCUCACUCAAGAAGGGCCGCUGGAGGGCGGAGUUAUGGAGGAAGAAGCCGUUAAGAGGAUUCUGAAGUUCUUGUGUGGGUUUAUCGAGAAGGAUAAACACGCGAAAAAUCUGGCCGAAAAACUCGCGGCUCGGCUGAACCGAUGUGUGAAUAAACGUCAAUGGGACGACACAGCAUACGCGCUGUCGUUGCUGCAGCACAAGAAUGAAGACAUUGCGAGGAAGAUUCAAGAGGGGUAUAGAGUGGUGGAGACGGAGGCGUGAGAUGUCACCACGCAGUGUCUGGACGAAUCUCCGUUCGUAUUCGGUCUGUGAGUGGAACAUACCAUGAAGAAUGUAAUGAAUUGGAUGAGGCUAUGAUACCAGUGCCGUUUCAUUCUGUGCUCGUCGGGCGGCGGAUGCCAGAGCUUUCUUUCACUUAGCAGGGGUGUAUUUCGGACCACCAGCCCUUGCAGUCUGUACCAAUAUUGCCGACCCGAAUGAAUAGAUUUCAACACGUUGGGGACGAGGCUUCAAGGGAUGUAAUAGUCUUUGCGUGAACGAACCGAUUAACAAUGAGGAAGAAAACGAAAGCCCUCGUAGUGAACCUGGGAAAGAUUCACCCCCUAAUUAUCGAGUGGAUGAUCACGUUCACGUUCGCGUUCCUGAUCACGGUCCUAAUCGGGAUGGU
Cladophialophora immunda is the source of this 4307-nucleotide messenger RNA. RefSeq lists its product as uncharacterized. Gene Ontology annotation, cellular component: nucleus; condensed chromosome, centromeric region. The record is from RefSeq and is a predicted model, not a curated record. The transcript is spliced from 3 exons. Bases 221 to 3901 code for a protein of 1226 amino acids. Gene Ontology annotation, molecular function: histone binding. NCBI's taxonomy places the organism in Eukaryota, Fungi, Ascomycota, Eurotiomycetes, Chaetothyriales, Herpotrichiellaceae. Gene Ontology annotation, biological process: meiotic chromosome condensation; mitotic chromosome condensation; mitotic cell cycle.